Messenger RNA from Macroventuria anomochaeta, 3052 nucleotides. RefSeq lists its product as uncharacterized. The record is from RefSeq and is a predicted model, not a curated record. Gene Ontology annotation, biological process: regulation of DNA-templated transcription; DNA-templated transcription. Bases 222 to 2912 code for a protein of 896 amino acids. Gene Ontology annotation, molecular function: DNA binding; zinc ion binding; DNA-binding transcription factor activity, RNA polymerase II-specific. The transcript has 4 exons. NCBI's taxonomy places the organism in Eukaryota, Fungi, Ascomycota, Dothideomycetes, Pleosporales, Didymellaceae.
UGCGCAAGCUUGGUGGUCGGUCUCAUCUUCAACCGGAAGCUGAGUGAUUGUCGAAGACAAGCAGGUAUUCGGGUUGUGGAGGAGCCGCGCUCGGCUUGGGUCGCAUUCCGUUCCCGCACUGUGCCGUGCAUGAUUUGGCUCGAACACUCCCCACAAUCCAGCUUUCCCCAGAUUCUCCUCCACCUCGCUAUCCGAAGCCAUUGUCGUUCGAUGCAUUUGCAAUGCAGGCAAAUGUGACACCACCGCAAGAGCAAUUGACCGCCACUAUACCCGAUUCGGAAACCCAGAGACUUUUCCAGUGCAGCACGUGCAAGAAGUCCUUCACCAGGGCAGACCAUCUCACGCGACACGUCCGAGCGCAUACGCGGCAAAAGCCCUACAUUUGUCCUGUAUGCUCGAAGGGUUUCGCCAGGAUAGACCUACUUAAGAGGCAUGUAACGAACCACAACUCCGACUCUGCCGCGAAAAGGCAAAAGCGAGAGAUCGCUCGCGAUACCCGAGUAGUGCAGGCGUGUGAGGCUUGCUCCCAAAGCCAUUUACGCUGCGAGGACGAAAAGCCAUGCAGUCGUUGUAAGAAGAGAAACAUCGCCUGCCGAGUACCAGAGACCUUCACAGCAGAUGAUAACGAAGUCAACGAACUCGAUGCGGUGCAUGCCGCACAAGACUUGCUUGACUUGUCCACCGGGUUUGACUAUGGUUCCCCAACGCCGCUUCCUGGAAACAACAAAAACUUGACACCACAAAUGAGUGAUGGCAACAAACAAGACUUCCUUCUGCCCUCAAUAUCAGUGGAGCAGAUGGCACCUUCGAGCGGGUCACAUUCAACUGGACGUGAGAGAUCGUUUAAUACAUCCAACAAUGUCAAACAAGGCCCAGGCACUCUGGCUAUAGAUCAGCUGUACACCGACACUGACAACACACCAUUAGCAUUCUUCGACAACACAAUGUCGAACUUCGAUGACACACCGACUAUUGACCCAUUUCUCCCGGACUACUUCCGGAAUAUGCCACCGUUCGAAUCGUUCUUGUCAGGUCAUGCUACACCACGAGGCAUAAUGGACCUUAAUUUCGAUAUGGACGUUGGUCUUACAGACCUUGACCUCGGGUUGCUAGACCAGUACAACUUUCAGGUGCCGUUCACGGCGGGGACACCCUCGACUGACGCUCAUGGGCUCGAAUCACAGCCUCUGGAAAGCGACAGCGCACCGGUACGAGCAGAAGCUUUCAAACAGAGCAUAUGGCGCUAUAUGCCACGUCGAGACAAGGACCACAGCGGAAUGGAGCAGACAAACCUAGCCUUCCCAGACUCUGACAAAGACAGCAGUCGCCGAACGCAUCUUCCACAACGUCGCGCGCUCAAUGAGAGACUUGGCCGCGUGAGCCGUGAUCGGGUUAUGGCCCUGGUCCUUGGCACAUGCAGCCCUGAGAACGUUAAGCGUAUAGCAUCUGCAUUUCCAAGUGUUGAACUGCUCGAUGGACUCAUACAGUUUUUCUUGACCUCGCCAGCCCUCGAUGUGCAGUCCUGGUUUCACCUUCCAACCUUGUCGCUUGCGAAGUUGAGCCCAGAACUGCUUGCUUGUAUCAUCUCAGCAGGUGCUGCUUCCACACCAGACAUACCAUUGCGAAAGCUUGGGUUCGCACUGCACGAAGCUGCUCGCAUGGGUCAAGCAAAGUCGUUCGAAGAGGACAACUCUGCGAUAAGAGACUUGCAGCAUGUGAGGACAUUCUUACUCCAACUUGUGGUUGGAAUGUGGAGCGGUGUGAGUCGCAAGAUGGAGAUUGCGGAGAGCUUCCUUCAACCGCUCGUUACGAUGAUACGACGAGGAGGGAGGCUGCGACGAUCGACGUGGAAGGACAUUGUUCCGUCUGCGGAAGAAGAAGGGUCUGCUCUCGAAGCCAAGUGGGAAGAGUGGGUGCACCAAGAGUCGUAUCUUCGUCUCAUCUAUCGUGUGUUCGAGCUUGAUAGACAGUCAUCGAUGGCCCUGCUCAAACCGCCGUUGAUGACAUACUCGGAGAUGCAUCUGCCCUUGCCUAGCUCAGAUCGUCUUUGGCUAGCAAAGUCCGCAACCGCCUGGAAGGCCGCUUAUCUGGAAAAUGCCUGGGACGCGAGAAAGCGUCCAUCAGCUAUCGACUGCCUCCUAGAUCUCGACCAUCUCGCUCAACAUGACAGCGCUAGCAAGACGUAUCUGCACAUGAUGUGGGGCAUGGUCUGGGAGUUCCGCCAGAUAAGCUCGCUCGGUGCACGAUCACCCGCUAAAGGACACAACAGUCUCAUCCUGUCAUCCCGCUAUCAGGAGCUUACGAAGCAGAUCGAAGACUUCCACGUCAGCAGCCCACCAAUGACAAAAACUGCUGAGAUCACCAUGGAACUGAUGUUGCUACAUCUCAACGCGCCCCUAGACGACAUCCAACUCUUUGCUGGGAUCGAGGGCCAAGAAGAGGCGCGCUCCGCCUAUCCUUCAUUGCGCGAUUGGACGAAGACGGUUCUAGCCCGCCAGGCACUGUGGCACGCUGGCCAGAUCCUUCGUGCUGCUGAGAGUCUACCGAAAGGUCUGCUCUGUAACUUCAAUGCGAUCGCCGUAUACCAUGCGGGGCUUAUACUGUGGGGUUAUGGCUUCCUAAGGCGAUCUGCUGCAGAGAAGUCGACGCCUAGCGACGCCCCACAAGCUGCAGUGGUACUCAAUGGAGACGACACCCUCAGCGCGCGAAGAUUCAUCACUAUGGAUCGAGGGUUUCCGUCAAUCAGGACCACCAAGUCGAAGGACACUAUCCAGCUAAGCAAUGUUGGUGCAGUCAUGGAUGGCUUAGUGCAACUACUGUUAGCACCUUAUGGGUCUGUUGAAGAAUCAUGCCCACCACUGGUAGGUAAUCUGGUGCAGUUGCUGGAAGGUCUGCGACCAGGCACCAGAUAAAGAAAGGGUACCACUAUGUGGAAGAGUGAUUUGCCUAUUCGUCGGACCCAACGUUCGAAAAUGUUGUAGUCUUCAGAUAUUCUAUCAGGUCGCGGAUGGCCUGCAGAUUGACGCUGAAUACCUCCCAAAACCUUUGGCUC